AUGGCGAGUUUACACAAGAAGUCCGCUGGAAUGGUACCAAGGGCGUCGGAAUUUAGUAAUGCGGCGGCUCUCGAGUUCCUGCGGCACACCUUCAGCAAAAUAUGCAUUUUUCUGGCAGAAGGCAUGUAUGAUUUAACUUCUCAGAACUGCUAUGAACUACUUCUGAGGCAGGUGGGACUUAACCUUCUAGUUCAGAGGUCGGCAUACUACCAUCGCACCACAGGAGCCCGGGAUAUUGUUCACAGAUAUUUUAUAACAAAUCUGCUCAGCGAUAUUAUUACGCAGUUCUCGAGCAGCCGGAGACUUGAACAUGAGCUGUCUGGUUCCAGAGUUUCUGCAGUUGAUUCCUCCGUGCAACCUUCCAGUCAAAAUGCUACAGUUGAACCAGUGAAUGACAAAGAGUUGAGCGAAUCGAGAUUGGUGGGCCAGGAGGCGCCAUGCGUCGGGCUACUUCAGGUUCGUUACCGAGGUCAGUGGGGCUCCGUCUGUAGUAGCCUGUGGGAUUCAACAGUUGGCGAAGUCGUCUGCAGACAGAAUGGUUGCAACGCCUAUCACACAACAGUGUCUAUACCCAUCUCACAAGAAACGGGGCCUAUUUUGUUGGACAAAGUUCAUUGCGCUGGAACUGAGUCAUCACUGUCAGAAUGCUCAUUCAGUGCUUCGGACCAGCAGAACUGUGGAACUGGGACGGUUGUUGGCUUCUUCUGUAAAGUCAGACAACUAGCUGUGCUUAAGGAUGGAGGUAGCCCUUGUGCCGGAAGAGUUGAGGCCAGUAACUUUUUAGCAACCCGUGUCGUCUGUGGCCGAAUGUGGGAUAUGAAUGAAGCUCGUGCUUUCUGCAAAUUCCUGAGCUGUGGUGACGCUGUAUCUGCAUCAGGGAAUUCUCAGUUUGGGGCUGGUCAGGCCUCGAUGCUGAACUUUGAACUUCACUGCAAAGGCACUGAGGAAGACCCCUGGAAAUGUGAAUUGAAGGCUUUGGCUCACAAAAACUGCUCUGCAGAGAAAGAAGCAGCUGGUGCUGUUUGUUCAGGUGAAGAUUGGCAGAUGCGACUGGCCAAUGGGGAGACCACUUGUGAUGGCCGAGUGGAGGUUUAUAAUCGUGGCACUUGGGGGAGAGUGACUGACACUCAGUGGAAUUUCAAUGAUGCGGAUGUCGUUUGCAGACAACUGAAUUGUGGCUCUGCAAUAAGAGUGUACAACCAAUCAAAGUUUGGCAAAGGCACAGAUCCAUCCUUGAUCAACAAUGUCACUUGCAACGGAAGUGAACGCUUCCUGGCGAAUUGCAAUUUUACACAAAUGAAAGAGUUGUCUAUUGAUGAUGACGUGGGUGUGGUUUGCUCUGAUCAUAUCCAGAUAAGAUUGGUGGAUGGUGGAAGUCGCUGUGCUGGCAGGGUGGAGCUUUAUUCCAAUGGAACCUGGGGAACUGUGUGUGAUGACUCCUGGGAUUUAGCAGAUGCCCAAAUUGUCUGUAACCAGCUGAAGUGCGGACAGGCUUUAAAUGCAACGAUUUCCGGUUGGUUUGGUCCAGGAUUAGGGCCAAUCUGGUUAGACAAUGUGAAGUGUGGAGCGAAUGAUUCUCUCCUGUGGGAAUGUCUGCCAGGCCGGUGGAGUGAGAACGACUGCAACCAUAAAGAGGAUGCUGGAGUUAUCUGCUCAGAGCACAGGGCUCUGAGGCUGCAGGAUGGAGCGAAUCCCUGUCAGGGCAGAGUCGAGAUUUUCUAUAAUGGAACCUGGGGGAGUGUUUGUUCCGAUUCCUUUGGAAUAAAGGAAGCGGACGUUGUUUGUCAACAACUCGGAUGUGGCUCUGCCCAAGCUGUGGAUCGUGAUGUUACAUUUGGAAGCGGUUCUGGACAGAUCUGGCUCGAUGAUGUGAGCUGUCGUUCGCACGACACAGUCCUGUGGGAAUGUCUAUCUUCACCAUGGGGUGAAAAUAAUUGUGAUCACCAGGAGGAUGUCGGAGUUAUUUGUUCAGAACUAAAUCCUGGGAGAAUGCACAGUGAUGACGAUAGGAAGAAAAGUAACAUGGAACCGGUUUCGGAAGAUUCUGAGCUGCGGCUGGCUGCGGGAUCGAACAACUGUUCGGGAAGAGUUGAAAUAUUUUUCAGUGGGACAUGGGGAACGGUUUGUGAUGAUUCCUGGGACAGGCAUGAUGCCGCUGUUGUUUGCAGACAAUUAAAUUGCGGCGAGCCGGUCUGGGCUGUAGGAGAGACGCUAUUGGACCAAGCAAACGGAACAAUUUGGAUGGACGAGGUUCAGUGCAAGGGAAGUGAACUCUUCCUGUGGGACUGCCAAUUGUCAGCAAUGGGAGAUCAUGACUGUGACCAUAAAGGGGACGUCAACGUGAUCUGUUCCGGCCAUCAGAAACACAGAACACCCUUCAACCAGGAGAGACCCUCUAUUUUCAUCAUCCCUUGCAUAUUUGUUGUCCUUUUGAUUGCUGUUUCACUUGCUUUGGCUGCAGAAUUACAGAAAAGCUUCCAGAAAGCCAACAGAAACAGACAAUAUCACACCACUGGAUUUCAUGAUCCUGUUUAUGAAGAGAUUGAGGUUCAGGAGCUUGGAACAGGCACAGGUUUGCAGUCGAUCAGUUCACUAAACAAAUUGGAAUAUUAUACGGACAGCGAGUUACAUGAACAUGAGGAUGCAAAUGUGGAAGAUUCACUUAUUUUUGAUGAUAUUGAAUUUGGAAGACAAUAUGAUGAUAUUCAAUAAUUUGAGAUGGAGUAUGAACAACUACCAUCACUUUAGCUUCUUCCUCGACAUUUCAUGUUCACCCCAUCGUCAUCAUUAUUUAUGAUUUCUCAUUCAUUUUAACCAAAUUGUGAGCUUGGAAAUGAACAUUUGCAUGUUGCUUAUUAAGAAAUCAUAAAUGUAAGAAACGUUGCAGUCAAAAUUUUGAUGAAAUAAAAUGAGGCAAUAAUUUGCUGUGCGAAAAUUAUAAAUUCAAAGAUGUUUUGGAGUCAGUCACCAAAUUGAAGUUAAAAAGACUUAGAACAAAGAACAUAGAACAGUACAGUACAGUACAAGCCCUUCAGCCCUCAAUGUUGUGCCGACCUAUUAUCCUACUCUGAGCUCAAACUAAGCUACAUACCCUUUAUUUUACUAUCAUCCAUGGAACUAUCCAAGAGUCGGUUAAAUGUC
This is a messenger RNA of Chiloscyllium plagiosum (whitespotted bambooshark), 3141 nucleotides long. The record is from RefSeq and is a predicted model, not a curated record. Lineage: Eukaryota; Metazoa; Chordata; Chondrichthyes; Orectolobiformes; Hemiscylliidae.